UCUGAUAGUUUGUGUUUGAUCGUUUUCGUCUGAAAGAUCGUUUCUUUUGGUUGAAAUUGGAUUAUUGUAGAAGAAUGGAUUUCUGUGCUGGUUUGAUUGGUGUGAAGUCUGACUGUGAAUGUGAAUUUGUGGAGGAAGAUCCGACUGGGAGAUUCUUAAGGUCUGAUGAAAUCUUGGGGAGGGGAGCAUUCAAGACUGUAUAUAAGGCGUUUGAUGAGGUUGAAGGUUUAGAGGUGGCAUGGAGCCAGGUGCAUGUUGAGGAUGUGUUGCAGACGCCGGAGCAACUUCAGAGGUUGUAUUCUGAGGUUCAUUUGCUGAAGUUGUUGAAGCAUGAAAAUAUCAUCAAGUUCUGUAACUGGUGGGUUGAUGAUAAGAACAAGACUAUCAACAUUAUCACGGAGUUGUUCACUUCUGGGAGCUUGAGGCAGUACCGAAGGAAGCAUAAGAGUGUUGAAUUGAAGGCCAUCAAGAAGUGGGCAAGGCAGAUUCUUCGAGGCUUGCACUAUCUGCAUUCUCAUGAUCCUCCAAUUAUUCAUAGAGAUUUGAAAUGCGACAAUAUAUUUGUCAAUGGAAAUCAAGGGGAAAUAAAAAUUGGAGAUCUUGGAUUGGCAAUAGUCAUGCAGCAACCUACUGCCCAUAGUGUGAUCGGGACUCCAGAAUUCAUGGCUCCCGAGCUUUACGACGAGGAAUAUAAUGAAUUAGUCGACAUCUAUUCUUUUGGCAUGUGCAUGCUAGAAAUGGUGACUUGUGAAUACCCUUACAAUGAAUGUAAAAAUCCUGCACAGAUUUAUAAGAAGGUUACCAAUGGUAUAAAGCCUGCUUCACUCAGUAAAGUGAGUGAUCCUCAAGUCAAGCAGUUCAUAGAGAAGUGUCUGGUUCCAGCUUCAAUGAGACUGCCUGCGGUGGAGCUCUUGAAAGAUCCAUUCCUUGCAAUUGACAAUAUGAAGGAGCGUACCUGUUAUCCAUUGGGAUCACACAAUUUCAUUCCCAAAUUAGAGAACAUGACACAGCCUGAAGCUCGUCCAAUGGAUGUAGAUGCUAACUGCCAGAAGAUUUCUGCUGGCUCUUGCAGGAAAAGCGUCGAUGUAACUUCCAUCUCAUCCGACCCCUCAGUUCUUGAAUUACAAAGAUUCACAGAGAGUAAUGAAUUCACUUUAAGAGCAGAGAAAAGUGCUGAUAAUACCAUCGCAUUGACUUUGCGUAUUGUUGAUCCAUGUGGUCAUGGUAAGACUAUCCAUUUUGAGUUCUACCUUCAUACAGAUACUGCAAUUUCAAUUGCUGGGGAGAUGGCUGAGCAACUUGAUCUCUCAACUGAAGAUGUAUCCGUCACAGCUGAGUUAAUUGAUAGCUUGAUUAUGAAGCUUGUACCCAGCUGGAAACCUACAUCUGACAGUUCAUCAUGUGGAGCAAAUAGUUCAUAUGGGGAUCAGUAUUUAUGUCAAGUUGAUGGAAGUCAUUGGGAUUCAGGGUUUAUCAAUCCUACAUCAAUGAUUUCAGAUAUCUCAGCUGAGUACGGCGUCACUAAUGUCUCAGGCACCACUGAUCUCAAGGUUUUAGAAUCAGACAUGUAUAGUUUUGAUGAAUGCUAUAGAGGUUCAGAUGGGUACUGUUCGAGUCCAGAUUGUUUGGUUCAUGGUCAGCUUAAGCAGAAGAAAUAUGAAGAUGAUUUUGGUGAUUCUAUCGUGAUAAACGACUCAGCAAUGAACUCUUCUAUCUCGAGCCCUGAUAGAUCAAAAACUUGUAGCUUAUCAAGCAUUUGUUCCUUGUCAGAAUUGUCUUUGAUGGAGAAACAUGCGUAUGAUGGGCUCAAAGUGGAGCUGGAUUCAAUUGAUCUGCAGUUUCAUCAACAUUUUCUUGAGCUCUUGAAGAUGAAGGAAGAGGCAAUACAUAACGCAAAGAAGAAGUGGAUAACAAAGAAGAGAAUAGCUGUUCAUUAAUGUCGUGCAUGUUCAUGCUGGGGGUGCUUUUCUGUUUUUUUUUCUUCCAGUUUUUCAUUUCAUUCUUACAUUCAUUUCAUUCUGGUCAUAUUUUAAAACUGUUUAUUUAUGAGGAAUUUU
Molecule: messenger RNA, 2057 nt
Organism: Fragaria vesca subsp. vesca
Lineage: Eukaryota; Viridiplantae; Streptophyta; Magnoliopsida; Rosales; Rosaceae
Product: serine/threonine-protein kinase WNK8-like
Exons: 6
Coding region: 75-1937 (620 amino acids)
Biological process (GO): protein phosphorylation; intracellular signal transduction
Cellular component (GO): cytoplasm
Molecular function (GO): protein serine/threonine kinase activity; ATP binding
Source: RefSeq, a predicted model, not a curated record